This is a messenger RNA of Phragmites australis (common reed), 1295 nucleotides long. RefSeq lists its product as uncharacterized. The coding region runs from base 94 to 1161 and encodes 355 amino acids. Lineage: Eukaryota; Viridiplantae; Streptophyta; Magnoliopsida; Poales; Poaceae. The record is from RefSeq and is a predicted model, not a curated record. The transcript is spliced from 4 exons. Gene Ontology annotation, molecular function: hydrolase activity.
UUUAACUGCCUUCUCACACUUCACUCCCUGUAAGGCUGAAGCAUCUCGCUCUGGUUGUCCUCGAGGAGCAGGCAGGCAAGCGGCAAGUCAGCGAUGGCGCUGGAGAUCGAGCACACCCACCUCCCCAUCCGCGGGCUCAACCUCCACAUAGCUCAGGCAGGCAAAGGUGAGAAAAGUCUUCCGCGUAAUCGUUGUCUGCGCACCGUGUCCGAUUCGGUCCCAAAUGAGCGAGCGGCGUUGGAGUGUUUUCUCAUGCUUGUGUUUUUGUUUCGUGUUUUGUUUGUGGCAGGUGACCUGGGGACGGUGGUGUUCCUGCACGGCUUCCCGGAGAUAUGGUACUCGUGGCGCCACCAGAUGCUGGCCGUGGCCGCGGCCGGGUACCGCGCCAUCGCGCCGGACUGCCGUGGGUAUGGCCUCUCGGACCAGCCGCCGGAGCACGAGGAGGCCUCCUGGGACGACCUCGUCGCCGACGUUCUCGCCAUCCUCGACGCCCUCUCCGUCCCCAAGGCGUUCCUGGUGGGCAAGGACUUCGGCACCAUACCGGCGUACGAGUUCGCGCUGCAGCACCCGGACCGCACCCGCGGCGUGGUGUGCCUCGGCAUCCCCUUCAACCCCGCCCCCAUGGCCUUCGACACCAUGCCCGAAGGCUUCUACAUCUUGCGCUGGCGUGAGCCGGGCAGGGCGGAGGCCGACUUUGGCCGGUACGACGUGAGGCGCGUGGUGCGCACCGUCUACGUGCUCUUCUCCGCCGCCGAGAUCCCGACGGCGAAGGAAGGGCAGGAGAUCAUGGACCUCGCCGACCUGUCCACGCCCCUCCCGGAGUGGUUCACCGAGGAGGACCUCGACGCCUACGCCGCGCUCUACGAGAAAUCCGGGUUCCGCUACCCUCUUCAGAUGCCAUACAGGGCUCUACACAAGCUUCCGAACCGGCUGGACUCCAAGUUCCAGGUCCCGGUGUUCAUGGUGAUGGGGGAGAAGGACUACGCCUUCAAGUUCCCAGGGUUCGAGACCGCGAUGCGGAGCGGCAUCAUGGAGACCUUCGCGCCGGACCUGAAGAUCACCUACAUCCCGGAGGGGAGCCACUUCGUGCAGGAGCAGCUCCCGGAGCAGGUCAACGAGCUCCUCCUCGGCUUCCUCGAGGACCACCCCAUCGUCGCCUGAGGUGUCAGUGGGACAGCGAGGACAAAACUUGCAGCAAUUGCUUCUCCAUUGCCGUUGCCUCGUUGCCUUUCUUGAUGAGUCAUGAUCCGUGUAGCUCUGAAUUUUCUCGGGAAUAAAGAUGCUCGUUCAUCGUA